UUAGUUUUUGAAACGCCGUCAUAGGCGCUGCGUGCCGAGCAAAAAUCUCUCCCGUGUCAGCUUCAAUAUUUAGUUGUACCACUGUGCAACUGCUUUGCAUGUGUGUGGGUGUAUGUGCAUUCUGUUGCUCAUCGUCGGCAGCAGGUUUUUAAAUAAAUAGCACAACACAACAACAACGACAACGACACGCACAACGCGAACAGCAACAACAACAAGCAUUCAACAAACGAACAAAAAUAAAAAAAUUAUUUUCAAAAAAAAAUAAAUCACAAAGCAAAAAAAAACAUAGAAACGGCAAUUUGAAAUAACUUUUGGACAAGUGGAGAGUGAGUCAAGUGGAGGUGUGCCACCACCGCCCAACCAACACGACAACCCAACAGCCGACACAGUCGUUGGUGCUAAUGUGCAAAGUUUUGUGUUUUCAUCAACAACAACACAACAACGACAACAACAAAAGCGGAAAAAUCACAGAAAAUUAUUUAAAAAGUGUGUGCAAAUAGUCGACGAAAAGUGGGCGACCAAAGUGCCAACAACAACAGCACAAGCAGAGAGUAACAACAAGGAGAACCCCUGGAGAAUUAACAGAACGGAAAACAGUUUUUGAGUUUCUGAGUAGCUGAGUUGCUGACUUGCUGAAGAUGCCCUUCGUGACGCCCCGUAGCACAACAAGCGCUGGCAGCGCCGCCGGCAGCAACAGCGGCAGCAGCGGACGCACUACAUUUCGUCCGCCUUGGGUGAAAGAGGAUGCCGCCACAGUGUCCAGUGCCGCCACAAAGCCAGCGACAACACCGUGGGCCAAAAAGGCAACCGCCAACGAGGCCAAGGAAAAUGGCGAGAAGGCUGCAACAACAACGACAACCACAACCAACAGCAAAGCAAAGGCAGCUCCAGCAACAACAACAACAACAACAGGGGGAGCGGCCAAAAAGUCAGCUGAGCCGGCUAAGAAAACAGCAGUGGAGCCCGUCAAGAAAACAACAGCAGCGGCAACAACAACAACAACCAAAGCAGCUGCCAAUAAGAAUACUGAGCCGAUUGUGAAGAAGACGACGCUACCGUUGAAGAAAGCAGCUCCAGAGCCAGUGAAGAAAGCAGCAUCUAGUCUUGUAACAAAGAAGCCGGCGGCUAAGAAGAAGGAACCAACGCCACCGCCAGAGUCUUCCUCCUCCGAGGAGGAAAGCGAAGAGGAGGAGGAAGAAGAAAGCGAAGAGGAAACCGAAUCUGAGGAGGAAGUGACCGAGGAGGAAGAAACCGAUGAAGACGAAGAGGACGACGACGACGACGACGAUGAUGAUGAUGAUGACACCACUGUGGAAGCCAAGGUUCCGGAGCACGUUAAGAAAGCCGCACAGCUGCGUCCCACGCAGAUCAACAAGAAACCGGAGCCGCAGGAAAGUGAGUUGACACAGCGUUUCACAUUAGAGAAACCCAAAUUGCGCAGCGUUGUGGUCAAGCGGGAUAAAUCAAUGAAAAAGGUGGCGCCCGAGGACGACGAUGAAGCCGUCGAGGGUGAGACCGAGGAGGAGCGCGAGCGUCGACUGCGCUUUAAGCUUGAGAAACCAAAGCUGAGGCAUGUGAAGCGCGAGGAGAAACCUUUGCCCAGCAAGAGCACCGAUAAUCUGCUCAAGAUUCGGCCAGUGCUGAAAAAGGUACCCAAAAUUGAUGAAAUACUUAAAGAACCCAAAGAAGAACCCAAGCCCGAGUUCAAGACCAAAACCCUGAGGAAAGCGCCCUCAAUAAAGCGCGAGCAAAGCAUCAAAAAUGUUCCAGCGCCGCCGCCGCUGCCAUCUCUGGUGCCAAAGGCGCCACCACCGCCACCGCCUCCAUUGGCUGCCGGCGAAAAGCGCGAGUUAUCCGACACGCAGAAGAAAACACUCGAAAAGCUGAAAACACGACCACGACGACGUCCAGACUGGUCCGAGAUGAUGAAGGAGGUCGAGAGCGGCAGGAAGCUGCGCCAUGUGGCAUGCAACGAUAGAUCUCAGCCCAUAUUGACGUGCAAGUCGAUGACCAAAGUGGACGACAAGUUCAUCUAUGAAACAGAGAAGGACAAUUCGCACAACAAGCUGCUCAAGCAGAUCCAAGGCGGCGUUCGGUUGCGUCCCACACAGACGAAUGAUCGCAGCAAACCCAUUUUGGGGGGAUUGCGCAAGUUCCGUCGCCAGAUGACCAUUGAGGAGCAGCUGCACAAGUCGCAGUCAAAGGUCAAUAUGCUGAGCGAGGCGCCCAGCAGUCAUGCGCUCGGUCCGGGAGCUAAUGCCAGUGCACUUGGAGCAGGCAGCUCCAGGCCCAGCAUUGUGUCGGCCAUGUCCAUUGAUGAGGAGAGUCCCGAUGAGCUGGAUGACAUUGAUAAGAUUCGCGACGAUCUGCAGAGCACCAAGCAAAUGUUGGCCAUGGAGCUGCGCAAUCGGGACGCGCAGGAACGUGAGAAUAAGAAACUGUUGGCCAAAAUCCGAACGUUGGAAACUGAACUGGAGCGGGAGAAGUCGCGAGAGAAGAAUCUCGAGUACGGUUCAAAUGUCAUUGUGGCCACCAUGGAUCCCACGCCCACAUCCGAGCAGGCGUACGUCAAUUCGCUGAAACGCGAGGUGGAGGAUGCGCGCAAGGUGUCCAAGGAGGUGGAACAGAACUACCACGACACCAGCGAGCUGCUCGUCGAAGCGAAAACGGAAAUCGAGGAACAAAGGCGACAGAUACAAUUGCUGGAGCGCAAAUUGGCAGCGGCGCUGCAGGGCAAUUCGACGCCAAGCACUAACAGACCGCAUAUUAGUAAUUGCUUUGCUUACGACGAUGACAGCGAUGAUUACUACGACCAGGUGACCAAUCACGGUAAUCACGGUAAUCACGGCCUGUACAAGGGUGGCGGCUCAUUGGAUGGAUCCCGGCGACCAAGCGACGCACACUUUGGACGCGACAGUUCCCCAGAGCUGGAUCUGGAGCUUAGCGAAAGCGAUCCAGAUGAGCCCGAGGAGAAGAAGACAGAACGACGCGAACGACGACUGGGCAAGGAGGUGAAGGUGUUGCGCAGCAAACUAACCAAGCUAAAGGUUAAGGAAGAGGCAGCCAAGAAGGAGAAGGAUGCACUGAAACAGGCCAUGAAGAAGAAUCAUGUUAUUCUCAAAGAGGAGAAUAAAAAGUUCAAGAAACUGGAGAAGGAAGUACAGAAGAUGGCCGCCUCGAUGAAGCUGGAUGAAGACGAACUUGACAGUGAGGACAAGGAUGAAGAGGAAGAGGAAGCGGAACAAGAGGAAGAGCAAGAAUCAGAAGACGAGUCUGAGGAAUCGGAAUCAGAAGAAAGCGAAGAGGAAUCGGGCAGCGAAUCAGAAGCGGAGGAUUCCGCUAAUUCCGCUAAGAAGGGCAAUCUGGAACCGCGAGUUAAGAAGCACGAGAGUCGCUUUGCCGCAAUGAGGAAAUGCAAUGUGCUCCUUCAGGCAAAUGUGGACAAUUUGCAGGAUCAAAUUUCACAGGUGCGCUCCCGGGCUACAAAUCUACAAGACGAACUGGAUGCCGUAAUUGCCGAUUUGGGUUUCUAAAUGUUUUUAUAUCACCAUAUGUCGCAACAACCAACAGCUGCUCCCAAAAAUCGAAUGUACAACGUGUUUGUUUUCUGUUUGCGUAGUGUUCCUUUUUCAAUGUAUUUAAAUAUAAUAUUUUAUCAAAAUA
Drosophila innubila is the source of this 3663-nucleotide messenger RNA. It is a transcript of the gene sals, whose product is annotated as calponin homology domain-containing protein DDB_G0272472. The coding region runs from base 639 to 3533 and encodes 964 amino acids. The record is from RefSeq and is a predicted model, not a curated record. The transcript has 9 exons. Lineage: Eukaryota; Metazoa; Arthropoda; Insecta; Diptera; Drosophilidae. Gene Ontology annotation, molecular function: actin binding.